AUGUUGGCAAGGCAUGCUUGUCGCGAGACAUGGAGAGAAGGGCCAUUGUCUUUCGGGCAACGCCCAGCGGCCAAGGAGAUCCAGCAGCACCGGCGUCUUGAGUCAGCUGAGCCCGCGUGCUGUGCACGUUUGAAUAAGUUUGCCGGCCGCGAGACCUUCCACGGCCUCAUUGUCGCCACCGAGGAGGAGAAGCGCACGCUGCGCCGUGUGGCCGGAAAGAUGCCUGCCUCGUGCUACUGGCUCUGCGCCGUCGAGUUCGCCGAGCGUGCCAGUUACUACGGCUGCUACCAGGUCUACAAGCAGUUCAUCCGCUCCCCUCUCCCGCCCGGAUCGACCACUGGUGCCACCCCUCCCGGCACCGCCUACAACCCCGGUGCGCUCGGAAGGGGCCCUCAGAUUGCCACUGCCAUGACCGAGGCCUUCAAGUUCCUCGCCUACGCCCUGCCCGUCUUCUUCGGCUGGCUCGCCGAUGCCAAGUACGGCCGCUUCAAGAUGAUCUGCUGGGGUGUCGGCAUCUGCGGUGUUGCCCACAUCAUCAUGAUCAUCUCUGCGAUCCCCUCCGUGCUCACCUCCGGCAACGCCAUCGGCCCCUUUGCCUUGUCGCUGUACAUGCUCGCCAUCGGUGCCGCCCAGUUCAAGCCCAACAUCUCGCCCACCCUCAUGGACCAGUCGCCCCACAAGAUCCCCCACGUCAUCAAGGACAAGAACGGCGAGAAGGUCGUCGUCGACCCCGAGGAGUCCAUCGCCUCCGUCAUGCUGUGGUUCUACCUUCUCAUCAACGUCGGCGCCUGCUUCGGAAUCCCGACCAGUUACCUUGCCAAGCUGGUCGGCUACUGGGCCGCCUACCUGAUCCCCACCAUCGUGUACCUCAUGCUUCCUCCCCUUCUGUGGUACCUCAACUCCCGCAUCGUCAAGCAGCCCGCCGGUGGCUCUGACCUGAGCAACGUCUUCCGCGUGCUCGGCGACAUCUUUGCCAACGGUGGCAUGAGCCACAUUGGCCGCAAGGGCUUCUGGGAGAUCGGCAAGCCCUCUGUCCGCCGCGCCGCCGGCUCUCAGAAGGAGUACACCUACGACGACGAGUUUGUCAACGACGUCCGCCGCACGUUCCAGGCCUGCGGUAUCUUCCUCUUCCAGCCCAUCAUCCAGCUCAACGACGGCGGCAUCGGUGCUGCGGGCAACACCCUCACCGCCGGCAUGGCUGCCCACGGCAUGCCCAACGACCUGCUCGACAACCUGAACCCCGUCUCCAUCGUCGUCGCCGUCCCCAUCAUGAACCACCUCAUCUACCCAGCUCUCCGCCGUGCCGGCAUCCGCUUCGGCCCCAUCUCCCGCAUGACCUUUGGCUUCGCCAUGUGCACCCUCGGCUCGAUUGCCUACUCGGUCCUGUCCCACCAGGUCUACCAGAGCUCGCCCUGCGGCAACCAGGCCAGCUCCUGCACCGAGGGCCCGCUCGGCGACGAGGGCUUCUCGACCGUGCACAUUGGUCUCUACGCCAUCCCGACCAUCAUCACCGCCAUCUCGGAGAUCUUCAUCAACGUCACCGCCUACGGCAUCGCCUACACCCAGUCCCCCAAGAACAUGAAGGGCCUCGUCGCCUCCAUCAACCUCUUCAUGUCCGCCAUUGCCGCCAUCAUCUCCCUCGCCACCUCGGCCGCCAUUGGUGACCCUUACCUCCCCUGGGUCUUCGCUGCCCCGACCAUUGCCGGUGCCAUCGUCACCGUCGCCUUCUGGUUCACCUUCAGGCACCUCGACAACCAGGACUUCAUCAUCAACACCGACUUUGACGACAUGAAGCCCGCCGACAAGACCGACUCGGACUCGGACCACGAGCUGCCUGCCGCCAUUGACGAGAAGAAGCCCGCCAUCCAGGCCACCCCUGCUGCUGAUCCCGUGUCCAUUGACGAGAAGAAGAUCUAGAGAUGGGACGGAUGUUGCUUGCAGGGCGGGGCAGGAUCUGGUCUCGGCGGGUGUUUUGUCUGACAAACGUCUUGGUGACUCGAUGACCUGCUCGGCCUGCAUUCACCAGUCUCUCUCCGAUGCGACAUGGCUCAUGAAACUCAUGCCAUAAGGACUAGUAAUAUGAUUCCUGUUCUUGCCGUAGCUUAAGAUACCAUACAAUGAUACUUGGAGGCAUGGCCUACCCGGCCUGUCUCUCGUAUACCCC
Messenger RNA from Microdochium trichocladiopsis, 2164 nucleotides. RefSeq lists its product as uncharacterized. The record is from RefSeq and is a predicted model, not a curated record. Lineage: Eukaryota; Fungi; Ascomycota; Sordariomycetes; Xylariales; Microdochiaceae. Gene Ontology annotation, molecular function: dipeptide transmembrane transporter activity. Bases 1 to 1917 code for a protein of 638 amino acids. Gene Ontology annotation, cellular component: membrane. Gene Ontology annotation, biological process: transmembrane transport. The transcript is spliced from 4 exons.